Messenger RNA from Molossus molossus (Pallas's mastiff bat), 2350 nucleotides. It is a transcript of the gene ZNF250, whose product is annotated as zinc finger protein 250. The coding region runs from base 102 to 1700 and encodes 532 amino acids. The record is from RefSeq and is a predicted model, not a curated record. Gene Ontology annotation, biological process: regulation of DNA-templated transcription. Lineage: Eukaryota; Metazoa; Chordata; Mammalia; Chiroptera; Molossidae. The transcript has 5 exons.
UGUCCGAGUGCGCUACGGACGUCCGCCCCUUCCACUGUGAAGCUGUGGUGUGGACGGCUUCUCUAAGUUCCAUCUUCCUCAGAGACUCCAGGGGACCGACGAUGACAUCCACCAGUCUCCUGACAGCAUCAGCAGGGCCCCAGGUUAAGGUGACCUUCGAGGAUGUAGCCGUGUUCCUCUCCCAGGAGGAGUGGGACCAGCUAGGCCCUGCUCAGAGGGGCCUCUACCGACAUGUGAUGAUGGAGACCUACGGAAACGUGGUUUCAUUGGGCCUUCCAGGAACCAAGCCCAAUGUGAUCUCUCAGCUCGAACGAGGAGAAGAGCCCUGGGUCCUGGACGAGAAUGGGGCCAAGGAGAGCAGUGGCCUGGGUGGCGGCAGUUCAGAAUGUGAGAAGAAGGGAGAAAACCAAAAUAGCCUAAAGCCGUUCAUUUCAGAGGAAAUAUCCAUGAUUCUUGGGAAAACACCCCCCAGGUGGAUUGAUCAAGGAAGUUACAAAUCUGAGCAGAGCUUCUGUCUGAGUCCAAGCCCAGUGAGCCCCCCUGAAGUUCAGGUCUCCAGCCCAAGUGAGCCGCUCGCUCGGCAGCCAGCCACUACUGGUGGGGAGAGGCCCUACAAGUGCAUCGAGUGUGGGAAAUGCUUCGGCCGGAGCUCUCACCUCCUCCAGCAUCAGAGGACCCACACUGGAGAGAAGCCCUACGUGUGUGGGGUGUGUGGUAAGGCCUUCAGCCAGAGCUCGGUCCUCAGCAAACACAGGAGAAUCCACACGGGCGAGAAGCCCUACGAGUGUAAUGAGUGUGGAAAGGCGUUCCGCGUGAGCUCAGACCUUGCUCAGCAUCACAAGAUCCACACAGGAGAGAAGCCCCACGAGUGUCUCGAGUGCCGCAAGGCCUUCACUCAGCUCUCGCACCUCAUUCAGCACCAGCGGAUCCACACAGGGGAACGGCCCUAUGUGUGCCCUCUGUGUGGGAAGGCCUUCAACCACAGCACUGUGCUGCGCAGCCACCAGAGGGUGCACACGGGGGAGAAGCCCCACGAGUGUGCAGAGUGUGGCCGGGCCUUCAGCGUGAAGAGGACGCUGCUGCAGCACCAGCGGGUGCACACUGGGGAGAAGCCCUACUCCUGCAGCGAGUGUGGGCGUGCCUUCAGUGACCGCUCAGUCCUCAUCCAGCACCACAACGUGCACACCGGGGAGAAACCCUACGAGUGCGGGGAAUGUGGCAAGGCCUUCAGCCACCGCUCCACUCUGAUGAACCACGAGCGGAUCCACACCGAGGAGAAACCCUACGGCUGCUAUGCCUGUGGCAAGGCCUUCGUGCAGCACUCCCACCUGAUCCAGCACCAGCGGGUGCACACUGGGGAGAAGCCCUACGUGUGCAGCGAGUGCGGGCAUGCCUUCAGUGCCCGCAGGUCUCUGGUCCAGCACGAGAGGAUACACACGGGCGAGCGGCCCUUCCGCUGCACGCAGUGUGACAAGGCCUUCAGCCUGAAAGCCACGUUGAUCGUGCACCUGAGGACACACACGGGCGAGAGACCCUAUGAGUGCAGCCGCUGUGGAAAGGCCUUCAGCCAGUACUCCGUGCUCAUCCAGCACCAGAGGAUCCACACGGGCGAGCGGCCCUACGAGUGUGGUGAGUGUGGCCGGGCCUUCAACCAGCACGGGCACCUGAUCCAGCACCAGAAGGUGCACCGGAAGCUGUGACCUCUGUGGCUAUGAGAGUCGCUCACACUUGGGCACAGACUCAGGAAGCCUCCGGCUCAGAGAAACUUGCGUCAGCUCCACGGGCAGCCCUUUGUAGUUGAGGGUCACAAAGUACCUCCAGGGAGAAGCACUGAGCUUGUUACUCCUGGGCAAAGGCUUCAAAGGAUGCCUGUUAUAUUUUUUUCAAUAUCUUGAGCUCAUAUUGGAGAGUAAUCACAAUUGUAGUGAAUUUUGGUGAGGACAGUCAUAAUUCUUUAACAUUAGACAGUUUGUUUAAAAAGAGAAACUAAUGGAAAUUAAAGCAUAAAGAUUACUGUCACAGUAAAAAGUUCUUACAUUUCAAAUAAAGGUUUCUUCUUAGGACAUUUCAUGCCUCUCCUGAAUUCAAUGAUUAAUUGUUGCACUUAGAAUGUUUUACUAUUUUCAGUAUCCUAUUAAACCACUAAAGUGCUAUGUGAAUGACAUGAAAUUAAAAAGUGUCACCAAGUAGUAUCAUGGAAAUCAUAAGAGCGUGGAACCUCCUUUUUUGUAUGGGGGGGGAAUUAGUGAGAAAUUAUAUAAAUUUAGAAAACCCUUUUAAGUGGGGCUUUAACUUUAUUCAAGAUCAGAAGGGAUAUCCUAACUUUUUAGUAAAAAUUUCAUCUCAAAAG